Molecule: messenger RNA, 1041 nt
Organism: Brassica napus (rape)
Lineage: Eukaryota; Viridiplantae; Streptophyta; Magnoliopsida; Brassicales; Brassicaceae
Product: NDR1/HIN1-like protein 12
Exons: 1
Coding region: 152-778 (208 amino acids)
Biological process (GO): defense response to other organism
Source: RefSeq, a predicted model, not a curated record
ACACAACGCGCAUAGCACAUAGGCCAUUACAUACAGUUGCAAUAUAAUACGCACAACCAUCUUUCUCCCAUCAUUACUUGUCACGACCACCCACAAAGGGAAGAAAUAUAUCACAAAGAGAGAGAGGGAAAGAGGCAGCCCAGUGGUAAAGAUGUCCAAAGACUGCGGUAACCACGGUGGAGGCAAAGAAGCAGCCGUCCGGCGAAUCUUAACCGCCGUAAUAGCCUUCAUCAUAAUAGUCCUAAUCACCAUCUUCCUAGUGUGGGCCAUACUUAGACCCACCAAGCCAAGAUUCGUCCUCCAAGACGCCACAGUCUUCGCCUUCAACCUCUCGCAACCACACCUCCUCACCACAAACUUCCAGAUCACAUUCGCAUCUCGUAACCCGAACUCCAAGAUCGGUAUCUACUACGAUCGUCUCCACGUCUACGCUACGUACCGGAACCAGCAGAUAACUCUCCGUACAGCGAUCCCUCCAACGUACCAAGGCCACAAAGAGGACAACAUCUGGUCUCCGUUCGUUUAUGGAACGGCUGUUCCCAUCGCUCCGUACAACUCCGUCGCGUUGGGGGAGGAGCAAGGCCGUGGAUUCGUAGGGUUGAUGAUACGCGCUGAUGGGCGCGUGAGGUGGAAAGUAGGGACGUUGAUCACCGGAAAAUAUCAUAUCCAUGUUCGGUGUCCGGCUUACAUCAAUCUUGGAAACAAAGCUGCUGGUGUUAUUGUCGGUGACAACGCCGUUAAGUAUACGUUGGUUACUAAAUGCACUGUGAACGUUUAGAACAUUGAACAACGUUAAGUUGCUUUUUUCUAUUUUUUAAAAAUAAAAUUAUUUAUAAUCAAUCAUUUUCUUUUUAUGAACAAAUUCACCAAACUUCUUCUUCCACCAGCAAGAUAAUAUUUCUGUUUCACUACUUGUUGUUGUUAAGAUUAGUGUUGAUUACUAUAGAAUAGUACUUACAAUCACGAUGGUUUGUGGUUGGAUUUUAUUGUAAAUCCACUUAAAGCGAAAAGAUGUAUUGGUACUGGUUCUUUUGUGUUUCA